AUGGCAUUCGCGAACUCUCGCUUGGGCUAUCAUCACCCGCAAAGGGACGGCAAACACCCAACAUACUUUGACGAGGACGACUCCAGCGUUCUAGACCCAGCGAUACUAGACGCUGACAUUAUGCAAAGCCCAACGAACGCCCAAUAUCGAAGGGACUCUUUCGCCAACAGCAACGGUGUACUUUCUCCACCUGAGUCGCAGGGCUGGGACCAGCAAUAUAAUGGCUUGCCCAUCGACUCGAAUUGUGUGCCGCCCAAUUACCACGAGGAGCAUAAUGCCUUUGUCCAUCCGCGCGGGCCACAUCCACCAGUACAGUCCUACGGACAUCCUCUACAUGGCGCGACUUGGACUCUGGCCGAUAACUCCGGACAGUGCACACCGGCGCCCGGCCUCGAAUUUCCCAUAGCGCAACCACACUUCGAAGCUGGCCCAUAUGGACUUCAGCGACAAGAUAGCACGCAUGGCCUCAUAUCCCACCAGCCCAUCGCGCACGCUUCAACACAGUACAACGGUCCACCUGGCGAGCAUGGUUUCAUACCCGCGCCUCAGGUGCACACACCCAUGUCGCCGCACUCUCACCAGGAUUGGAUGGGCAUGGCUAAGCGAGAAAUGGACAGUCGACCAGUGCAUAAGCGCAUGCGACCUAACAGCCCGUCAAGUGCCAUGAUGGACUUCACUCGUCGGGAUGGCAUUCGCAAGAAGAACGGCCGCAUCGACAUCCCUCAGGAGCGCAAUAUCCAGACCAUCGACGAUCUUAUUGACAAGACCAGUGACGAGGAUCUUCUCAAGGAGCUCAAGCAGCAGAAGCGACUCUUGCGCAACAGAGAGGCAGCGCUCGCAUCACGACAACGCAAGAAGAAGCAUACCGAGGAGCUUGAGGUCCGCGAAAAGGGUUUCUCCUCCCAGAUCCAUACUCUGGAGAAGGAAGUUCAUGAACUCUCUAUUGAGCAGCAACAGCGGGAGGACGAGCGUCAGAUGCUCAUCCAUCGUUUGCAGGAGAGCCAACGUGCUGUUGAGGGGCUGCAAGAGGAGAUCCGAAGCCUGAAGGUGCAACACACCGAGGAGACAUCACAGCUACGGAGACGUGUCAACCAGAUGAAGGAUCAGCUUGCCCUCGAGGCACCUGCUAUGUCUGCUGCGCCUAGUAGUACUGGCUUCACGGACUUCAACGCCGAGAUGGAGGCGCUCAACAUGGGUCCACAUGAUUGGGAAGACUUCUUUGUUGUGCCAGACUGCCGGAACGACCAGUUUGAUGAUAUGAGCUUCGCCGUCAAGUCAUCGCCAGUCCUCGAAAAGCGACCGUCUGCUAGCACCAUCGUACCAAGUCCAAAGAAGAAGAACGUGGACAACACAAGUGAGCAGCCGCUUGCCACGGGACUUCUGCUUAUGCUACUGCUCUGUGGCGCAUUCGUGGCAUCGAAGCCACCAAAUGCUCGACCUUCUGACCUACCCAGCAUGCCUGCAGAAGUUCAGGCUGCUGCACCGACCGUGCUUAAGGAUCUUCUUGCAGGUGCUGGCGGCACGACUCAAACCGCACCUGCACGUCGCAACCUUCAAAAUGAGUACGAGCCACAGCCAUCGGCAAUGUCUUAUGUCAGUCCACGAGCAACCAACAGGCUCGAGCAUAUGCAUCGCGCGAUCACGUCGCCAACACGCCAACAGGAGUAUGAUCAAGCAUACUCCCUGACCACGGCACAAUAUGCUUCGCUUACGCACACGGACUACAACGUGUAUGGCGAGCCAGCAGGACUAGAUCACGGCAACCAAAUGCCGGCGUCUGCUCCUAGCAGUAUCGCCACCGCGCUUGCCACUAUGCAACAAGAAGUGCAGCAGUCUGGCAGGCCUGAAGUCUACUCUCGGAGCCUAUUGUGGGAUCAGCUCUCCUCGGACGUGGUACGACAGUUUAGAGAUAUCGUACGCGACCACGACGAACUCGAUGGCCGACAACAGCGGCGCCGCAACGGCCAGCAGCAAUACAAAGCUGAGCAAUGA
Recurvomyces mirabilis is the source of this 1992-nucleotide messenger RNA. RefSeq lists its product as uncharacterized. Gene Ontology annotation, biological process: regulation of DNA-templated transcription. The record is from RefSeq and is a predicted model, not a curated record. The coding region runs from base 1 to 1992 and encodes 663 amino acids. NCBI's taxonomy places the organism in Eukaryota, Fungi, Ascomycota, Dothideomycetes, Mycosphaerellales, Teratosphaeriaceae. Gene Ontology annotation, molecular function: DNA-binding transcription factor activity. The transcript is spliced from 2 exons.